AUGCGACUAAAAGUUGGUUCUUUGAAGGAGUAUGAGGUGCCUGAGAUUAUAAGCUCUAUUCGACAAGCUGGAAAAAUUGCUCGUCAGGAAGAGUUUCAAAAUAAUCUCUCAGAUGUCGAAGACCCGUUUGCCAAAAAAUUUGAGGUGCUGUUCUGUGGACGGGUGACAGUAGCACAUAAAAAUGCACCUCCAGCACUCAUAGAUGAAUGCAUUGAGAAAUUUAAUCGUGUAAGUUGUACAAAAAAAUCAGAUUGCAACUCAUCAUCCCAACAACAUGAAACUGCCAAUAACUUCGGAGGCUUCUCUUUCAGUGACAAAUUUCGGUCCGUCUUCCAGCCCUUGGUCAGUGAAGAAGAGGAGAAAAGGCCAAUUAGGAAAUCCUUUUCCCAGCCUGGGCUGCGUUCUUUUGCUUUUAAGAAGGAUUUGCAAGAGGGAAGCCAAAGGAGUAGCAGCUUUGUCAGGUCUUUUGAAGAAGAUGCCAUUUCACUGAACCUAAAAAGUCAACUUAUCUAUGGACACAGUGUUGUGCAGCCAACAGACAUUGCAGAAAACCGGACAAUGUUGUUUACGAUUGGCCAGUCUGAAGUUUACCUUAUCAGUCCUGACACAAAAAAAGUAGCAAUUGAAAAAAGCUUUAAAGAAAUAUCAUUUUGUUCUCAGGGAAUUAGACACGUGGAUCACUUUGGGUUCAUCUGCAGAGAGUCUUCAGAAAAUGGAGGCUUCCACUUUGUCUGCUAUGUGUUUCAGUGUACAGAUGAAGCACUGGUUGAUGAAAUCAUGAUGACAUUGAAACAGGCUUUCACUGUAGCUGCUGUGCAGCAGACUUCCAAGGCACAGCCCCAGCUCUGUGAAGGAUGUCCUAUGCAAAACUUGCAUAAACUCUGUGAAAAGAUAGAAGGGUUACACCCUUCUAAGACUAAACUAGAACUACAAAAGCAUCUAACAACACUAAGUAACCAGGAGCAGGCCUCUGUUUUUGAAGAGGUUAAGAAAUUAAGACCAAGCAAUGAUCAAAAAGAGAAUGAGUUGGUUAUCUCUGUUUUGAGAAACAUGUAUGAAGAAAAACAGAAGGACCAUGUCCAUGUUGGAGAAGCAAAACAGACUUCACAACCCCCUACUGAGAAUGCUGUCAAUGAAGUGCCCAGCAGUGCUUCGAGAUUCAGAUUAGAUAUGUUAAAGAACAAAGCAAAAAGAUCUCUGACAGAAUCAUUUGAAAGCAUUUUGUCACGUGGCAGUAAAGCCAGAGGUCUGCCAGACAGUGCUGGUGCUGUGGAUUUGGACAGCUCCAUGUCCAGUUCCUUAAGCAGCACAAGUAAAGAAGCACCAUUGUGUGAAAAGGAGAAAGACAGACUUCCUGCGCUUCCUACAGAAAACGCUGUCAAGACCAGUGGAUCAGUGGGUGAUCUCUCCAGCGAUGCAGAUGAUUCUCCAGUUGAGCAGUCUGUUACGUUACCUCAGCAAAGCUUUCGGAGGCGAGCAAACACACUGAGUCAUUUGCCAACAGAAAGCCAGGAAUCUCUGGUACCUGUUGAAACAUCACCGUCUGUUCCCCAGAGGAAACUUAUGAGGUAUCACUCAGUGAGCACAGAGACUCCUCACAAAAGAAAUUCUUCUGGUCAACUUGCGCGUUCUCCUACUCUAGCUCGUCUUAACCCUUCGGCCUCUUCGCCCAACUUCUUUAAAUAUCUAAGGCAUAAUUCAAGCGGAGAACAAAGUGGGCAUUUUGCACAAAAGAGCAUCUCCUACCGUACUGCCUUAAGGAAAAAGCUUCAUUCUUCCUCUUCUGUGCCAAAUUUCUUAAAAUUUCUGGCUCCUGUAGAUGAAAAUAACACCUGUGACUUUAGGAGCACAAGUGACUACGAAUCCAAACACAGCCAGCAGGCCAUUGGUGAGGACAGCCCUGUAAGGACUCGACGGCAUUCAUGGAGGCAACAGAUAUUCCUGCGAGUGGCAACCCCUCAGAAAGCAUGUGAUUCUCCCAGCCGAUAUGAUGAUUACUCUGAACUGGGAGAACUUCCACCCAGAUCCCCAUUGGAACCAGUGUGUGAAGAUGGCCCUUUCGGGCCAGUGAAAGAAGAAAGGAAACGGACACCCCGUGAGCUUCGUGAGUUGUGGAAGAAAGCUAUUAUUCAGCAGAUACUGCUGCUUAGAAUGGAGAAAGAAAACCAGAAGUUACAAGCUUCAGAAAACAAUUUGCAGAACAGACGUCUGAAACUUGACUAUGAAGAAAUCACACCAUGCUUAAAAGAGGUAACUUUGAUUUGGGAAAAAAUGCUGAGUACACCUGGAAGGUCAAAGAUUAAAUUUGAUGUGGAAAAAAUACACUCUGCUGUUGGGCAAGGAGUACCUCGUCACCACCGUGGGGAGAUCUGGAAGUUUCUAGCAGAGCAAUACCAUCUUAAACACCAGUUUCCCAGUAAACAACAACCAAAGGACACACCUUAUAAAGAACUCCUAAAACAACUAACUUCCCAACAACAUGCAAUACUUAUUGAUUUAGGGCGCACAUUUCCAACACAUCCAUACUUCUCAGCACAGCUGGGAGCUGGGCAGCUGUCACUCUACAAUAUUUUGAAGGCCUAUUCACUUCUGGACCAGGAAGUAGGAUAUUGCCAGGGCCUUAGUUUUGUAGCAGGAGUCCUGUUACUUCAUAUGAGUGAAGAAGAUGCUUUUAAAAUGCUGAAGUUUCUCAUGUUUGAUGUGGGCCUGAGGAAACAAUAUCGUCCUGACAUGACAAUUUUACAGAUCCAGAUGUAUCAACUGUCUCGACUUCUUCAUGACUACCAUCGAGAUCUCUAUAACCACCUAGAGGAACAUGAGAUUGGCCCCAGCCUCUAUGCUGCUCCCUGGUUUCUCACUAUGUUUGCCUCCCAGUUUCCCCUUGGAUUUGUAGCUAGAGUGUUUGAUAUGCUCUUUCUUCAAGGAUCAGAGGCUAUAUUUAAAGUGGCUUUAAGCCUUUUGGGAAGCCACAAGCCCUUGAUUCUGCAGCAUGAGAACCUAGAAACUAUUGUUGAUUUUAUUAAAAACACUCUCCCCAACUUGGGUUUGGUACAGAUGGAAAAGACCAUUAGUCAGGUGUUUGAAAUGGAUAUUGCCAAGCAGUUGCAAGCUUAUGAAGUUGAAUAUCAUGUGCUUCAGGAUGAGCUUAUAGAUUCUUCUUUAAAUGACAAUCAAAGACUGGAUAAAUUAGAAAAGGCAAACAGUAGCUUGCGCAAACAAAACUUUGGUCUCCUGGAAGAACUGCAGGUGGCUAAUGGAAAGAUCCAAAACCUUGAAGCCACAGUAGAACUUUUAUUGACCAAUGAAGGCAAACUGAAGCAGUCCAUUCUCGCUCUUGAGCAGGAGCGAGCAGCUUUGCUGAAAACAGUGGAAGAGAUGCAAAGGAAGAUUGGUGAUACAGAUGUGAAGCCUCUACUUACUAGACAGGAACACAUGGUUGCUGACUGAUGUUCACAGUAGUAAUGGAGCAGAGAAGCUGAGCAAGAAACAAAGGGAAGAACUGGCUCUUUCUGUCAUGAUCUGUGGGGAUUUGGUAUUAUUACUUUCAUUGUACAUGCCUUACUGUAGCAAAGCAAGGUACAGGCAUGGUGGCUUCCUGUAUCAGAGAAGCCAGUUU
Messenger RNA from Nestor notabilis (Kea), 3616 nucleotides. It is a transcript of the gene TBC1D1, whose product is annotated as TBC1 (tre-2/USP6, BUB2, cdc16) domain family, member 1. The coding region runs from base 1 to 3447 and encodes 1148 amino acids. The transcript has 21 exons. NCBI's taxonomy places the organism in Eukaryota, Metazoa, Chordata, Aves, Psittaciformes, Psittacidae. The record is from RefSeq and is a predicted model, not a curated record.